This is a messenger RNA of Acaulospora colombiana, 2977 nucleotides long. NCBI's taxonomy places the organism in Eukaryota, Fungi, Glomeromycota, Glomeromycetes, Diversisporales, Acaulosporaceae. The record is from the annotation of a GenBank genome assembly.
UUUUCCUGAACAAAAUGUACCUUCGCUUGUUACAAGGGAAGCAGUACAAAGUAGUAACAAUGGUUUUUUGAAUGAACUGAGUGAUAACUUAACGAUUACUGGAAUAAUUGCCAACACAAGUGUUCAAAUAUCUGGCAAUAUAAAUAGACCCUCCGUUCAAAACCCUGAAAAUAAUAAUGCAAAUGUUCAGAGAGGUGUUCCUGUUGGAAAUGUUUCAAAUAUGAUUUAUCCUUCCGAUGAUCCAAAUAAUAAUAUUGAUGGUUCUCCAGCAGUAUCGCCCUCAACUCAAAAAGUCCUCACGAGAGAUCCCCCAUCAGCAGCGGAACCUGCUUCUUGGCAAAUCCCACCAAGUGCUUUACAACCAAAGAAAAAUUUGAAGAGCUUGCAGUUUGAGAAAUACGAAGCACGCAUAUCUGAAAAUGUCCACGAUACGGAGGCUUGGUUAAGUUUACUUGCUGAAGUACAGGCAAAGGCAGACAUAGAUAAAUCACGUCAAUGGGUACAAUACGCCGAAUACGAACUCAAACAUGAACAUUACGACAGAGUGGAAAAUAUAUUUGCUCGUUGUCUUCGCUCUGUCCUGUCAGUUGACUUAUGGAAGUUUUAUCUUAAUUAUGUGCGUCGUAUGAAUCAAGUGGAAAAGGGAUCAGCGACAAGCUCUCAUGCAAGGGCAACUAUUUCUGCCACUUAUGAGUAUGUUCUUAAUCACGUUGGUUUGGAUAAGGAUGCUGGUACUCUAUGGUGUGAUUAUUUGUUUUUCUUGAAAACUGGUGAAACGCAUAAUACUUGGGAAGAACAACAAAAAAUGGAUAUUAUGAGAAAAGCAUAUCAAAAAGCUAUAUGCAUUCCCCUAAAUAAUGUUGAACUCAUUUGGAAAGAAUAUGAUCAAUUCGAAAAUGCAUUGAACAAAGUUACGGCAAAAAAAUUCUUGCAAGAUCGUUCACCAUCGUAUAUGACUGCACGAGCUGCUGUGAAAGAGAUGCGUCGGUUUACAGACAAGAUCAAUAAGAAUGUAGUUCCCACACCUCCAAAGUGGAGUAAAACUGAAAGAGAACAGCUCUCAUAUUGGAAAGAAUGGAUAGAAUGGGAGAAGUCGAAUCCCCUGGCGCUCGAAGAUCAAUCGGCGCUGACGCAGAGGAUAAUAUACGUCUAUAAGCAGGCAAUGAUGUACUUGCGUUUUUAUCCCGAGAUAUGGUUUGAGGCUGCGAAUUACUGGGCAUCAAUUAAAAAGGAAGAGGAGACAGUUACUCUGUUAAAGACGGCGAUGGAAAUUAUGCCGAAUAGCUUUCUUGUUCACUUUGCCUACGCCGAAUUACAAGAACAUCGGAAACAACAUACCGAAGCUCGCCAGGCUUACGAGUCUUUACUUUCACACGUUCAAUCCCAGAUUGAAGAAAUAGAAAAAUCUACUGAGGUAGAAGUCAGAUCUUUGAUGCAGUCGUCCAUAGAAAGUGUUAACGAGGAUGGAGAUACGGAGAUGGAUGGUGAGACCCGCGAACAACUAAGGAUUAAAGAAAAAGAACGGGAGAAAGAGCGAGUUAAACUCGAGGAGAGCAAACGUCAAGAAAUAGAUGAAUUGGCAAAGGCUUGCGGUCUUACAUGGAUAAUGCUGAUGCGGUUCACAAGACGCACGGAGGGCAUUAAAGCUGCUAGAGCAAUCUUUAGCAGAGCUAGAAAGUCAAGACAUUGCACAUAUCAUGUGUUUGUGGCCUCUGCAUUGAUGGAAUAUCACUGUAGCAAAGACCAAUCGGUUGCCGGUAAGAUUUUUGAGCUGGGACUAAAAAAUUACGCGGACAAUCCUGAAUAUGUGGCACAAUAUUUGGACUUUUUAAUUCAGUUGAAUGACGAUAAUACUCUAUUCGAACGAACUCUGAUGUCAAUGCCGGUUGAGAAGGCUAAGAUUUUAUGGAAACGGUUUUCAGAGUAUGAAAAUAAAUAUGGGGAUCUUACGGCGAUUCGAAAAAUUGAUGAGCGGAGGUCAAAAGAAUAUCCAGAGGAAUCUACACUAUCUCGAUUUGCAGAUCGGUAUAGUUUUUUAGACACCAACGUCAUAUUGAAAAAGGAAGUUGGUCCGAAACCUGAUCCGGAAACUAUCGAGAGUCCACCAUCCGAAGUUCAAAACGAAGAAGAGCAAGAUUCUGCACCCACUAGGCGUGCACUAUUGGAUUCUGUUCACCCAGAAAAAUAUCCUCGACCAGACUUUCGACAAUGGGUUUUGUAUAAGCCUACGGCAGAACAAUUACGGCGCCCAUUUUUCCCACCACCUGUAUCCUCUACUCCUGGUUCAACACAACAAGUACGUCCAUCUCCACCUCCAGCAUCGCAGGGAGUUUCACAUGGCCCAUCCACAAUAACAAGUCCACCAUCAACGCAGAAUCUUUCUCAACCUGCACCUUUUAAUUGGACGCAUGGUCCAAAUGGGAUGAUGUUACCUGAUGUCAUUGUUAAAUUUUUAUCAGUAUUGCCUGCACCAUCAAGUUUUAACGGACAAAUAAUAAAUCCUACGGAUUUAAUAGAGUUGCUCCUUAAUUCCGUGCCAAGCGGUGGAUUGUUAAGUGGACCACCAUCACAUUCACUUCAACCACCUAUUCAACAAUCACGGGAUAGAUCUCGAGGAGGUAGUCCAGCUCGUGGCGAUGGUAGAGGUUAUGGUGGAGAUGGCAGAUAUGGCGACGGUUCUAGAAGCUAUGACCGGAACAUGGAAAGUGGCCGUGGUGGUUCGGGUCGGCUCGGAAAGCAAAUGAGGGGUUCAAUUCCUGUGCAACGUGGUCGAGGUAUAAGCGAUGGUGGAUCUCAGUUUAGUGCUAAGCGCAGACGAAGAGAUUUUGAUGGGGAAACCGAAGAAUUUCAGGGCAGAGGUGGCCCUGGAAUCAAUCGACCUCCAGACUAUGAUCUCUUCCGUGCUCGACAACAGAAAAAGAGAGUUCGUAACGAAUCGUACGGACCAAGCAGCGCGGCAGUAGGUCCUAAUGAAUAA